Coregonus clupeaformis (lake whitefish) is the source of this 2402-nucleotide messenger RNA. It is a transcript of the gene cldn23l, whose product is annotated as claudin 23-like. Gene Ontology annotation, biological process: cell adhesion; bicellular tight junction assembly. The record is from RefSeq and is a predicted model, not a curated record. Gene Ontology annotation, cellular component: bicellular tight junction; plasma membrane. Gene Ontology annotation, molecular function: structural molecule activity. NCBI's taxonomy places the organism in Eukaryota, Metazoa, Chordata, Actinopteri, Salmoniformes, Salmonidae. The transcript has 3 exons. Bases 661 to 1326 code for a protein of 221 amino acids.
CCAAAGAGGAGACAGAGAGAGGAAGAGAAAGAGAAAGUGAAGGGAGAGGACUAAAGAAGAAGGGUACGACAGCAAGAGAGGGUUUGUGCAUCCAGUGGGUACCAGAGAUGAGAGAGACAGAAGGAGAGAGCGAGCGAGAGAAAUAGAAAUGUGAGAGAGAGAAAGAGAGAGAGGCUGAAUGCACACUCGGCUGCAUCUGAGAUCUAACACAGCCAUCCUCCUGUAACUCGAGAUCGAGACAAGUGAAAGAGGGGAGGAGAGAGAAAGGGUAAGAGAUGGAUAGGGCAAGCAUAGGAUCCUACUAGAGGGAAUAACGUAAGGUGUGCAGAUGGACAGAGAAGGAGGAGCAGGCGAGACGUGGAGCCGGCUACUACCUCAACUGAAUGCCCAGGGAGGAGUGAAGGACGCUUAGAACACCACAGCAAGCUUGACGGUGUCCUACCUGAAGGUGUGACCAACGUCUACUGUCUGUGACUCUCCUGGCCACCAUCCCAGAUCCACCAUCCAUCCUUUCUCUCUGAACAAGGACAACCUACACCACAGGACGACCUACAUAACCACCAUCACUUAGAGGGGAACGUCCAGAACUACAUUACCCAGAAAUCCCCCAGAACUCCGUUAACCAGAAGCCCAUCCAGAACCCCAUUACCCAGCAGCAACAUGCAAACCCCUGCCUCCAUGGUGAUGGGCAUCGUGUUCGCCCCUCUGGGCCUGGUGCUGGUCUUCAUGGCAGCCAUCACGCCCCAGUGGAGGGAGGGGCAGACCCAGCUGGUGGGCGUGGCUGGGGCUGAGCCCCGCCUCCUCCUGCGCACCGAUGGCCUAUGGGAGAGCUGCUUGCAGGUGGCCCACUCGGAGCUGAAGCAGUGCUGGCCAGUAGAAGGCGCCUACCAGAGCGACCCACAGGUGAGGCUGGCGCAAGGCCUUGUGCUCAGCUCCUUGUUCCUUUGUGGUGCGGGCAUCAUGCUGGCCAGUGUGGGGGUGAGGUGCUGGACCGACCUGCCCCUGAGAAGCGUGGCGGUGGCCGGAGGCCUGCUAGUGGUGCUGUCAGGCCUGCUGAGUUUAACCGCACUGGGGGUGUACACACACAACCUGGGAAUACUGGGGAUGGAGCAGACACCCCCCCACAGACCUCAUCAUAGGCUGCCCCAGCUCACUCUGCACCCGGCCGGGUCGCUCUACUUCGGCUGGGUGGGGGGAUGUGUACAGGUGCUGGGGGGGAUGGCUCUGCUGCUCAGCUUCAAGAUUCGGCCCAGAUGUCCUUCCUUUACCGCCUGCUCACAGCUGAAGAACAAGCAGGACACAGAGGUGUACGACGUCAGCUGCUAGUGGGGACUGGGGGAGAGUUACUGUGUGUGAAGAUGAUGGUCUUUGACUAAAUUUGAUUUACCCUUAACACUACUGAGCCAAGCCAAGGCAAACUGAGCUGUACUGCAAUUGCUUGGUGUAUUUCCACCAUAGUUGCUGGAACAAUGCUGGAAAUGACAUUGUGAAAAUAAAAUAUCUAAGCCAAUAUAGUAAGGUUCAGGUCGACACCAGGGGCAGACUGGGACCAGUAAUUUGCCCUGGCAUUUCUAACACACUGGCCACUGUUUUCCUCAAGGCCCCCACUCCGGACAAUUUUUUCAUUGAGGCCCCCAUUGUUAGCCAAAUAAUGAUCAAUUUGUGCAAAAAACCCAAGUUAGAAAGGCAUACUGGUCUAAACAUUUACCAGCCCAUCUGGCAUUUGCCCGAAAAGCCAGAUGGCCAUUCCGCCCCUGGUCAACACAAUAGUAUGAAAAUUGGUAUUUGUGGAUGGUUUGGGUUCAGUAGUGGGAGUCUUUUGUUAGAUUGGCACUAACGUAUAACUGAGAGUGUGUGAAGGAUGAUGAACUUUAACUUUUGUAAAGGAAGCUGUAUGGCACUGUUGUAUUUUACUUGGAUAUGCUAACUUUAGAAAAGUAUCCAUGUUGCCUUUAACUACAAAAAGGUAAAUAGCUGUCACAAAUCAAGGUUUUGAUGUCAGCCUUGUAGAUAGUUGUAGUAGGUCGUACACAAUAUUUGAACAUGCAGUAGACCCUACUACUUCUUUAUCAAACUGAAUGUAUAUGAUUUAGGGAGAAUCUUAGAUCUAAGGGCAUAUUUAGGACAUAAGCUUCAGAAGCAGUGUUAGUUGUUGACUAUUUUUGCAAUACCUCAAUACAUAAUUAAGUCACGAUUUGUAUAGAAGUUUAAGCCAGGCAUCCAUUACAGAUGCCAAGUCCUAUUGAUAACUGUGAUUAUUUUAUCAAGAUGUUUAUACUGUUUGUAGUGUAGAGAUAACAUAAGGUGAAAAUAUAUUAUUUGUAUGUCCUUUGGAACUGUAUAAUAGUUGUCAGUAUGUAAUGUAUUACUACUAUGAUUCUACUUUGAAUAAACAGGUUUGU